ACUCAUUCUUUAAUGCUCUGACAUUGUUUCUUUUUUCUUUUCAGAUCUCCUAAGUUCUCCCGACAACAAUGAUAUUGAGCCAAUUACGAAAGCCAAGACAUUCUACAAAGCAUGUAUGGACAAAGAAUCUAUAGAAAGCCAGGGAAAUCAGUAUAUGUUAAAAUUCAUAUCUGAUCUUGGUGGUUGGCCUGUCCUCAAUAGAUCAUGGAAAGGUAGUAACUUUGACUUGGAAAACAGUAUAGCCACAGCACGACAGUAUACGACAAAUUUUGUGUGGCCCAUACCGCAUGGUAUAAUGAUGGGUCUUAACAUACUAAACGAUUAUAAAGUGUACGGAAAACACGUGCUUUAUUUAGAUCAGCCGUCAUUGUUAAUGGAAGGAAGAGACAUGUAUCAGGACGACCAGCUGAUCACCGCCUACAUCAAGUAUACAACAGAUAUAGCUAUAGCCCUAGGUGCUGAUCCUUCUGUUGCUGCCACACAGAUGAAAGAACUUGUAGAGUUUGAAAAGCAAAUUGCAAAGAUUACUGUGGCAGUUUCUGACAGACGAGAUAUGGAAGGCAAUUACAGAAGAAUGAAUGUAUCCAGUCUGGCAAAUUUGUACCCAAAGUUUGACUGGUUACGUUACCUAAAAGCAACAUUCCGCGGCACAACUGUUACCAUUGGAGCGAACGAACCCGUUGUUCUGUGGAUGAAACCAUAUUAUGACCAGUUGUUCCCUUUACUGGAAAAAACUCCAAACAGAACGAUCGCAAAUUACAUCGUCUGGCGAUUGAUAACACCACAAUUUAUCACCAUGGAGGGAAAAUUUAGUCUCAUGAACCUACAGUUUAGAAAGAGUACAGAGGGUGUGAAGGAGUUAAAACCGAGAGGUCUGCGAUGCUCUGAGUCCACUAAUCAAUAUCUGGACCAUGCCACUGGACGUAUGUAUGCUGAAAAAAUAUUUGGACCCAAAGAACGAGAUCACAUGCUAGAGCUUAUAAGUUAUCUAAGACGAGUUUUUAAAGACAUUGUAAACAAAGCAGACUGGAUGGACGAUAUAACCAAAGAAGAGGCUCUGAAAAAGUUAGAGGCAAUGAAGGCUCUUAUAGGAUUCCCAAGUUUUAUCUUUAAUGAUACCAUACUAACGGAGUCCUAUUCUAAUGUUAGUGUUUCCUCGACCAAUUUCUUUGAGAACUUGAAAAGUAUCCGACGUCAUGUUGGUUUGAAGCAACUUGAAGAACUUCGUCAACCCAGUUAUGAAAGGUGGCCAGAAAGACCCGCUGUUGUGAAUGCAUACUAUCACAGUGGCCUUAAUGCUAUAGUCUUUCCUGCUGGUAUUUUGCAGAGCCCAUAUUACGAUAUCAAUUAUCCCUCAUCUAUUAACUUUGGCGGUAUAGGUUUGGUGAUAGGUCACGAAAUAACGCACGGUUACGAUGCUUCCGGUCGCGCAUUUGACGCCAAAGGUUUACUUCAUAACUGGUGGAGCAAUUAUUCCCUGGAGAAUUAUAACGAGAAAGCAGCUUGUGUUAUAAACCACUACAGUCUAUUUACAGUUCCUAACAUUAAUAUGAAUAUAAACGGCAAUAAGACAUUGAGUGAAAAUAUCGCUGAUAUAGGAGGUAUCAAGCAGAGCCAUCUGGCCUACAAAUUAUGGUUGAAGGAGAACAACAAUAACGACAAACGCCUACCAGGUCUUUCAAAAUAUUCCGAUGAACAAUUGUUCUUUAUCAACACGGCACAGUUGUGGUGUUCGAAGUUCACAGAUGAAGCUGCCAGGAGAAGUGUUCUGACUAGUGUUCAUAGUCUACCAAUGUUCAGGGUACUAGGAGAGUUGAGAAAUUCGCACGGGUUUUCUGAGGCAUUUAAUUGUAAAGUUGGAAGCUAUAUGAAUCCAGAUCAACCAAAGUGUUCUCUGUGGUAGCUGUGACGUCAUCAGUGUUGACUCUUAUUGCCAUAGUGACCAUUAAUUCAUAAUUCUUCUUAGUGAAUAGAAUCUGCCAAAAUGGUCAGUUAUUGUGAAAAUGACAGUUUAACAUUAAAAAUCCAUGAGUUGGCCUGUGUUUAUAAGAAUUCUAGGGUUUUCUGACACAAAUACAUAUGUUGAAAUACUCAAGACUGGAGUGAAUGUUUUCUGAUCAAAUUACAAUGAGGUCUUACUUGAUGCGUCUGUCAGGCCACAAGAGAGAGUUCUGUUUCAGGUCUCCCUACUUACCGUUUUUUAACUUUCGACCCUAGACUUUAAUUGUUUUUUUUCCCUCAGAUUUUCUCGAAAUCCUUUCAUUACAAUAAAAAUAUAAUGUAUGUUUAUGAUAAAUAUAUUAACUAAAGAGAUGUUCUGUUAUGGGUUGGAAACAAGAACCUGACCUAUUUUCUUUGGCCUCACAUUUCAAUAUUUGACAUUUGUGCGUGGGGAGAGGUGUUUUAAUUAUGUCUUGUUUUACGAAUUUAUUUAAACUAUAAAAAAUACCCUUAUGUACCACAACGUUUGUUUGUUACUAUAACUAGUAUUAUUGCCUAAAAACGUACCAGAAUUUAAGUUUUAUGAACUAUUAUUAUAAAUAUUUCGUUCAAUAUUUCGUUUAAUACUUGAACGAAAAUUUCCAACUUGUAAUAUACAUGUUUGCACUUUAUUUCCUAUCGGCCUUAAGGUCAAAACAAACUUUUGCUUAUGAGAAUAUGUGUAAAAAAUUACAUUUUAAGUAGUCGCAAACAUGUACAUACUUA
Molecule: messenger RNA, 2706 nt
Organism: Ruditapes philippinarum (Manila clam)
Lineage: Eukaryota; Metazoa; Mollusca; Bivalvia; Venerida; Veneridae
Product: neprilysin-1-like
Exons: 18
Coding region: 116-1903 (595 amino acids)
Biological process (GO): protein processing
Cellular component (GO): plasma membrane
Molecular function (GO): metalloendopeptidase activity
Source: RefSeq, a predicted model, not a curated record